UCUCGGCGUCUCUCUGCGAUGCGCCCACGCUGGCAGACGUCUCGCGGCGUCGAGCCCUCGACGGAGGAGGCUGCGCUGGGACGGGAGGCCGUCUCGCUCACUCGCUCGCCGCGUGUCUCGGGCUGCUGCGUGGCGGAGUCCACAGUUGUACUGUACUUGUGCGCUCUCGCGUCUGCGCUCGUACGCCUCCCCCAGCCGCACUGGCCAGCGCGUGGCGAAGUACUGUAUGUCUAAAUAACUCCCACGUGGCCCGCGCGGCGUGGGAAGGCCCUCGGCCGGCAGUGCUGGAUGGGUGUGGACGUUUGCAUCAGCUUGGGAGUGCAGCGUGACCGCUGUGAGUGCGAAGAGGCAUCAGCAUGGAGGCGCUUCCUGAGCUCUACUCCAUCAUUCAGGGAGAGGUCGCUUCCGUCAGGGAGUAUGGAGCAUUUGUGAAACUACCAGGACUCAGAAAACAUGGCCUGGUGCACGUGUCCCACAUGUGCAGCACCCGCGUGGAAAACCCGGCGGAGGUUGUGGACGUUGGGGAAAAGGUCUGGUGCAAGGUUAUCUCGCUGGAGGAUAAAGAUGAUGGAAAGGGGAUGAAAAUCGCCCUGUCGAUGAAGGUGGUGAACCAGGGCACUGGGAAGGAUCUGGAUCCAUCCAACUUGGGGUUAGAGCAGGAUGAGAGGAGAAAGAGGAAGUUCCGAGACUUCUCUGCCGACCGUAUACAGCUGGGAGCCGUGCUCAGCACCACGUGCACCAAGUGUGGCUGCAAAGGUCACUUCGCCAAGGACUGCUUCUCGGUGCCCGGCGGCACAAAGUACGACCUGAUCCCCGACGACGUGGGGGACGUCAGGGCCACGAGCGCCAAGCCCGUUAGCGUGCCGCGUGGAGUCCCGCUCGACAGCGCCAAUGCCAUGCCCAUCAGCAACCCGAGAAAAGCGCCGGCCGCAACCCCAAGCCUGGCGCCGGGGCCCAUCAAGAAGAGAAAGAAGGAUAAGGAUAAGAAACUGAAAAAGAAGAAAAAGAAGAGGUCCAAGGAGACUUCCUCCUCCUCCUCCUCAUCGUCCUCGUCAUCGUCGUCGGAGGACGACAGCGACUCCGACCAGGAUGAGCGCAGGCACAAACGCAAAAAACGCAAAGUGGAAAAGAAAAAGAAGAAGUCUCACAAGAAGAAACACUCAAAGGAGAGGGCCGACAAGAGUGGACGCAAACGGCGAUCGUCCCGUAAAUGAGCCCGCUCGCUCGCACCGCGUUUUUCUGGUUUUUACUUCGCCCUUAUAAAUAACGUUCGGUCCCCACUGUCAGUCCGCCACUGGGUGAAGGCCCUCCCCCACGCCGUGUCCCCUGCCUGCCGUGGGGGUUGUUUGAUCGCGGCCACUUCGCGUUAUCCGCGCGCGGGGGCUAAGAAUUGACAAACGCAGGGACUAAGAAUUGAGAUGCGGGGGGGGGGGGUCUAAGCCCGUCACCGACCCACAGGCGUGUGUGACGUCCCCCACGGAGCGUGUCCAGGGAACGGGCAGGACGGCGUGGUCGUAGCGAACCGUCGCUGCGCCGGUUUGGCGAGGCGCGUUGCGAGUCACAUUGAGUCCGAGUUGAGCGGCGGCAGCAGCAGCAGCGAGCAUUACGUCACGAAAAUCUCUUCCCAGAUUGACUUCUUCACCACAUUACGCCCACACGUCCGCAUGCUUUUAAACCGAAACGUUUCUGGGAUUUUUUCGUGAUAUUAAUCUCGGCGUCAUUCCAGACUUUGUGUGCAGACGCGCAACAUUAACAUUUGCGCGAUUGGAAUUAUAAGUACAGCACAAAGCAAAAGCAUUAUGUAAACUCUCAUCUUUUUUUUGUUUAAUAGUGCUAUUAAGUAUGGAACAUUUUUCAUUUUGAUGUUGCGCCAUAUGGAAGGCCAAGCCUAAUGUGCAAGCCCGUUUCCUCUGGGUUUAACUGUGGAAUCUUAAUUAGAAUACUCCCUAUAGAUGUGAGAGCGCUGCGGAGGGCAAACUACACUUUUACAAAAAUGAAAAAUGCAGACACGCGAUCCAUAACGAAACGGUGAUAUGUAAUAAAAUGCUUUUGUGUAUAUUGUGCAUUGUCCAAACCUUACAUCACGGGUCUGUGGAAUGCGCAUUAUGCAUAUUUAAUGCAUCGUUUAUUAAAACCGAGUUAUUGUUUAUCUUUGGAGGGGGGGGGGGUGAUAAAAUACAAGCAAACGCCGAAAUUUCCACUUUGACAAAAGAACAACCCUGCAGCAGCGCCAAUUAAUGACCGUUCAGAGUCACGUUCUAUUGAACGCCGUCCAGGCCACGAGAAUUUUGGUCACAAGUCAAGCGAGCGAUUGCGUGGAUAUGUAAAUGCAUUGAAGUGCGUUGCGCUGAGGGCGGCGUUAAACAGCGGCGCAUUGUGCCACGGUGGCCCUGCCGCGGGCUUUAAUCGGCGAUAAUGUGCUGCUGAAGCUUGAAACAACAAUGGUUGUGAUAAAGCGGAAUUCUACAUCGGAGGUGUCGUUAAUACCACAUCAAUUAUCCCAGUGUGUGUGUGCGAGUGUGGAUGCACGCUCGUUGGUAUUUUCGGUACACUGGGCAGAUUUUGAGCUCGCUGGGACAAUGGUCCCCGGCCCACCCAACAACAACAACCACGUCGCUCACUAGAUUUCUUUAACACAAUCACACAACCCUGAACAAAUAAAUAAAAAAUACAACCCUUAACCGUCUUUAUCAGUCCUCAUCUAUCCACUGCAUGAUAUUUUGACAAAUUAGGUAUUUACGUAAUUUGCAGUUAAUUUUGAAAUUUCGUAAAUUUGGACCGUGACACCUGGCACACGUGGCCUACCAAUGUUCCAAAUAAAAUCGCCGGAUGUUUUAACGGCGACUCUGACA
Lethenteron reissneri (Far Eastern brook lamprey) is the source of this 2852-nucleotide messenger RNA. It is a transcript of the gene ZCCHC17, whose product is annotated as zinc finger CCHC-type containing 17. Gene Ontology annotation, molecular function: RNA binding; zinc ion binding. Lineage: Eukaryota; Metazoa; Chordata; Hyperoartia; Petromyzontiformes; Petromyzontidae. The record is from RefSeq and is a predicted model, not a curated record. Gene Ontology annotation, biological process: RNA stabilization.